AUGGCUAUCACUGGGUAUUUCCUUAAUAAACAGUGGGAAUAUAGGCAGAUCCUACUCGGUUUCGAACCCCUCGAGGGUACACAUACUGGGGAGAACCUUGCUUUAGCCCUAUAUACUAUUAUUAACAGACAUAAGAUUAAAGAUCAGAUUCUGGCUAUCACCACUAAUAAUACGUCAAACAAUAAGACAAUAUUUAAUAAGGUCCAACGGAUCUAUCCAGACAUCUCUAUUAUUUAUAUUCCGUGUAUGGCGUAUAUAAUUCAGCUUAGCCUUAAUAAGCUCCUAUAUCGGAUCAAAGCAAAGCCAAAGAACGACACAUGUGGACCGAUAAGCUACAGAAGGCUUCUACCUAGCGAGGACAGAAAGGGGAUAUUACAAACACCCUCGAUAGGGUACGCCGGCUUACAAUAUAUAUUAACGGAAGCCCACAAAGGCGUGCGGAAUUCCUUAGGCUUCAAUCGAUGGAACCUACCAUACUUUAAUAGGUACUGCCAUAUUGAGUGCCUAGAUAACCUAAAGCUUAAUUCCGAGGAAUGGCGACAGGUUAACUAUCUUCUUUACCUCAUAAGACCAUUCUUCCUAUAUAUAAGCACAUUCUCAAAGAUAAAAGACGUGACUAUCCAUCAGGUGUUUAAGCUUUACAAUAAGCUAUUUAAACACCUCGAGGCGUUAAUUAGUCAGCUUAAAAAGAAGAAGAUGCUUGUCGCUCUUAAAGCAGGCCUACAGAAGCUCCGUGAGUACUACCCUAAGGCUAGUAAUAUAUAUACGUAUAGCACUAUCCUCGCACUAAAGGAUAAGUUACAGUACUUCAAACGCAAGGAAUGGUCUGGUGGGCCAGAGGGCUCUACUCAGAUAUGGGCCGAACACUAUCACAGCACCCUUUAA
Messenger RNA from Penicillium maclennaniae, 885 nucleotides. RefSeq lists its product as uncharacterized. The coding region runs from base 1 to 885 and encodes 294 amino acids. The transcript has 5 exons. Lineage: Eukaryota; Fungi; Ascomycota; Eurotiomycetes; Eurotiales; Aspergillaceae. The record is from RefSeq and is a predicted model, not a curated record.